Messenger RNA from Kwoniella botswanensis, 390 nucleotides. RefSeq lists its product as uncharacterized. The record is from RefSeq and is a predicted model, not a curated record. Bases 1 to 390 code for a protein of 129 amino acids. The transcript has 2 exons. NCBI's taxonomy places the organism in Eukaryota, Fungi, Basidiomycota, Tremellomycetes, Tremellales, Cryptococcaceae.
AUGUCAUCGAACAAAGACUCUGAACGUGGACAACCCUCCCAGGGUUCUGACCAGGGUGAAAGAGGUAUCUCUGCAACUACUGCUGCUACCUUGCUUGUGGGUGCAAGCCUCAUGACUGCAGGCAGUAUCACACUGGCACAUAGGAACUCGAUAAAUUCUGCGAUUAACAAGGCCUACGCAUUGGGCUUGAAGAAUGGUCAGCAAAUGUGCUACGAACCAUCUACAACUACCAUUACAGUCGCCCGAGAGUCUGCGACCACGGCCGCCAAUGUAGCCUCGUGGGAACAGCCAGUAUCGUUUGAUGAGGGCGCACAAGAAGUAUAUGUCGAAAUGAACUCGCAAGUUAGCGAAGAUCAAAUCCCAUCGAAGUACCGGAGAUCUGAGAUCUAG